AUGUCUACAUCCAUGGCUUCCCUAUAUUCUCCACUCAUUUCCAUUUCAAACCACUAUUCUUCCAUCACCUUAUUCAGGAAACACAAUUCCAAUGCCCCAAAAGUUGCAAAGCCAAGAGUGUCAUGUAAAGCCACCAAGGGUGGCGAACCAGAAAACCAUUCAAUAAAAAACAACAGCAAAGAUACCCAAGAAGAGGGCUUCAUGUUUGACAGAAGAAACGUCCUUAUUGGCCUAGGAGGCCUUUAUGGUACCCUUAGCAAGGAUACAUUGUCCCUUGCAGCCCCUAUCUCCCCACCAGAGUUAACCAAAUGUGGUCCACCUGACCUUCCCUCUGGUGCAAAACCAACCAACUGUUGCCCCCCAAUUUCCUCAAAGAUCAUAGACUUCACACUUCCAGUGAACCCCCAAGUUAAGGUCAGACCCGCUGCUCAUUUGGUUGAUGCCACCUACCUUCAAAACUACCAAGAAGCCCUUCGUCGCAUGAAAGCCCUUCCUCUCAACGAUCCACGCAGUUUCACCCAACAAGCUAAUAUCCAUUGUGCUUAUUGUGAUGGUGCAUAUCACCAAGUGGGGUUCCCUGACCUUGACUUCCAAGUUCACAGCUCUUGGCUCUUCUUUCCCUUUCACCGUUGGUACCUCUACUUCUAUGAGAAAAUCUUGGGAAGCUUGAUCAAGGAUCUUGACCCAAAUUUUUCCCUUCCAUUUUGGAACUGGGAUUCCCCCAAUGGCAUGCCAAUCCCUGCCAUGUACUCAGAUCCCAAGUCACCACUUUAUGACCCCCUUCGAAAUGCAAACCAUAAACCACCAAAACUCGUUGACCUUGACUAUAACGGCGUGGAAGACCAAAGCUCGGCUCAACAGCAAAUAUCAACCAAUCUUACCACCAUGUACCGGCAACUUGUGUCAAGUUCAAAGACUCCAACGCUCUUCUUCGGUAGCGCUUACCGUGCAGGAGAGGAUAGUGAUCCUGGAGGUGGCACUGUGGAGAACAUUCCUCAUGGUCCUGUUCAUAUAUGGACUGGUGAUAACACGCAACCUAACUUGGAGGAUAUGGGGAGUCUCUAUUCUGCGGCUAGAGACCCUAUUUUCUACUCUCACCAUACUAAUGUGGAUAGGAUGUGGUCCAUAUGGAAAAAGCUUGGGGGAAAGAGAAGUGAUAUCAAAGACCCUGACUGGUUGGAAUCUGGGUUUCUUUUCUACGAUGAGAACAAAAACCUAGUUCGUGUGAAGGUAAAAGAUUGUCUAGAUACUAGAAGGCUUGGAUAUGUUUACCAAGAUGUUGAUGUUCCGUGGUUAAAAGCAAAGCCUACAUCGCGUACUCGAAGAGCAGUUGCAAUGAGUUUUGGUGCUGGUCCAGCACUGGCAGCUGAGACUUCGAAAACUACCAAGUUUCCAGUGGUUUUGGAUUCAAGUGUGAGCACUAUCGUGAGGAGACCAAAGAAGGGUAGGAAUGAGAAGGAAAAGGAAGAGGAGGAGGAGGUGUUGGUGAUAGAAGGGAUUGAGUUUGAGAGGGAUUUGGGUGUGAAGUUUGAUGUGUAUAUUAAUGACGAAGAUGAUGUGCCAGGUGGGCCAAGUAAGACUGAGUUUGCAGGGAGCUUUGUGAGUGUGCCUCACAAGCACAAGCAUAAGCACGGUAAGAUGAAGACGAACUUGAGGCUUGGGAUAACGGAGUUAUUGGAGGAUUUGGGUGCUGAAGAUGAUGAGCAGGUGGUGGUGACUUUGGUGCCCAAGUUUGGGAAGGGCCAUGUCAUCGUUGGAGGGAUCAAGAUAGAGUUUCACAAGUGA
Sphenostylis stenocarpa is the source of this 1785-nucleotide messenger RNA. The record is from the annotation of a GenBank genome assembly. NCBI's taxonomy places the organism in Eukaryota, Viridiplantae, Streptophyta, Magnoliopsida, Fabales, Fabaceae.